GCCGGAGGGGGGGUUCUGAACGGUGUCAGCCCGUGACUGUGGGUGACACGGCGCGUGAGGCGGCCCAGCCAGGGCGAACGUGUGGCUCGGACACUGGGCAGUGACGUUGGGCCGAGGGGGAGACACCGAGGGGCUCUGUGUGUUUGUGACAGGCAGAGUGUGGGCGUGUGACUGUGUGAGAGAGCCACCCCGGGUCACUACGCGUGACCGUGACCCCAGCCCACUGUGAGUGCGACCCCGGGUUACUGGGGUCACUGAGUGUGUGUGUGGCCUGGGGUGUGACCAGGACACCAGGGCCCUCAUGAACGUGAGUGAACAUGGUAAUAGUGUGCUGUGGGGUCAAGUAGUGCAGUGUGUGUGUGUGUGUGUGUGUGUGUGUGUGUGUGUGUAUGUGUGUGUGUCCGCCUGUGUCCGCGUCUGCACCUCAGGGAAAUGAGUAAAAGGCGGAAAGAGGAGGGACCUCAAACACCUACUAGCAGAUGGGGGCUGGAGGGAGAGGGGCCAGGGAGGGGACAAGGGUCUCUCCAGGACUGUCCCCAAGAGGGCAUCCCUCAGGAGCUCAGUUUAGGGAGGGGGGUGGACCCUGAGUGACUUGCCCUGGCAGAGGGAGAGGGGCCAAGGCUGAGGGGCAUCUGGUGGGGUGAUAGGUCUGGCAGCAGCUGAGGGCCUCUGAGGUAGCUUCAGGCGCCGUCUCUCUCUCUCUGUCACACACACACACACACACACACACGCACGCACGCACGCGCACACACACACACACACACACACACACGCGCGAGAGGUCCAAGAGGCCUGGCUAAGCUCUGCCCCUGGUAACCUGUAUUCUCACUGGGCCCAGGCAUAAUCUUGCCCUCAGAUCCCGCUCACCCUCGCUGGGCCUCAGUUUCCCUGUCUGCACACUGAGGUGUUGGGCUGUGAAUGGACUGUGAAUCAUCACUUUGGUAUUCUCUAUUGUUUUGGGGUCAACUGUCAACUGUCUCUGUUCUCCCCUACCACCCUUCAGGCAGAAAGACUGCAGUAGGGGGUGGGAGCAGGCUGUCUGCUGGGGACAGAGUGGCCCAGGGCUGCACCCAGGUGCUGGUGACAGGGUUGGAAGCACAGCUCCUCAGAUCACGCCGAAAAUUCUGACCCAUAGACAUUGACUUCUCUGGUGCCCAUCUCCUUUCUUCAGUUCCCUUCUUGGGGGGAGAGGGGGCAUGUUCCUGGGGGGCAUGAGUCGUCUCUGCUUUGGAGAGCUGGAGCAGGGCCUCUUCACCAUCUGGGCUAGACCCUCCUGAGGCCCCCACCCACACAAGAGGGUCUGUUGGGUUCGUGCAAAGUGGAAUGGAAAUCAGGCUCCCUAGCCCAGGAGAGGUGAGGAGACACCUGCUGAAGGAUCUGCACGUUCUCUCCUCUGCUGUCAUCCUCUGAAAAUGUUGAUUGCAUUCUGGGUCGGGGAGAGAGUUUGGGGAGACAGUGCCAGGUGCUAUGCUGAAUGCUUUAUGGUGUGCUCUUGUUGAAUCCUCACAGUGGCUCUGAGAUGUGAUGACUGUUUUUCAGAGAAGGAAACAGAACCUCAGAGAAGCGAAGUGACUUGCCCAAGGUCACACAGAGUCAGCUCAGUGCCAGGACUGGAAUUCAGGUCUCCUGUGCCUGAAGCCCUGUAAGAUGCUUGGAGAGGGCCACUCCCCUUCCUAAUAUCUGCUCAUGGCUUAUCUGGGCUUCCUUCUCUCAAACGCAGGCUGGCAACGUGGCCUCGGCAGGGUGUGCCACUCCCCGUCCUGGAAGGAGGACUGCAGCUGCCUGCCUGCCUGCCUGUCCCAUCCCCGUCUGAGCCUCCCCUCCAUCUGCCUGAGGCUGGCGACCCACUGGGGCUUGAGGAUGAAGCUGAGCCCACCGCACUGGCCCCUAUCCUGCCUCCUUGUGCUGUUGCCCUGGCCUCUGGCCACUGCAACAUCAACAACCCCUUGGCCGUGCCCACCCGGCGAGGAGCCCAACCUGGAACCAGGGCGGGGCACAUUAUGCAGGUCCUGCCCCCCAGGCACCUUCUCAGCUUCCUGGGGCUCUAGCCCUUGCCAGCCGCACUCCCGCUGCAGCCCUCAAGGGAGGCUGGAGGCCCAGGUGGGCACGGCAACUCGAGACACACUAUGUGGAAACUGCCAGCCUGGGUGGUUUGCCCCGUCAGAGGUCCCCCGUGUUCCCUGUCAGCCGUGCUCCUGGACACCCCUGGGUACUCGCGGCUGUUACGAGCGGGGGCGACGGGCCCGACGUGGCAUGGAGGUGGCAGCAGGGGUGAGCGGCACAGGGGAGACGCGGCAGCCUGGGAACAGCACACAGGCGGGCAGCCCCGAGGAGACAGCUGCCCAGUAUGCGGUUAUUGCCAUUGUGCCCAUCUUCUGCCUCAUGGGGCUGCUAGGCAUCCUGGUGUGUAACCUGCUCAAGCGGAAGGGCUACCACUGCACGGCCCACAAGGAGGUCGGGCCUGGUCCUGGAGGCGGAGGCAGCGGGGUCAACCCUGCCUACCAUACUGAUGACGCCAAUGAGGACACCAUUGGGGUCCUGGUGCGCCUGAUCACAGAGAAGAAAGAGAAUGCGGCGGCCCUGGAGGAGCUGCUGAAGGAGUAUCACAGCAAACAGCUGGUGCAGACCAGCCACAGGCCUCUGCCCAGGCUGCCGCCGGGCCCACCCAGCAUGCCACACGUCUGCCCGCAUCGCCACCACCUCCACACUGUGCAGGGCCUGGCCUCACUCUCUGGCCCCUGCUGCUCCCGUUGUAGCCAGAAGUGGCCCGAGGUGCUGCUGUCCCCCGAGGCUGCAGCUGCCACCACUCCUACUCCCAGACUCCUGCCCAACCCGGCCAGGGUGCCCAAGGUCGGGGCCAAGGCAGGACGCCAGGGCGAGAUCACCAUCUUGUCUGUGGGCAGGUUCCGUGUGGCCCGAAUUCCUGAGCAGCGGAUGAGUUCGGUGGCCUCAGAGGUGAAGACCAUCACGGAGGCCGGGUCCUCAGGGGGUGAUCUCCCUGACUCCCCACGACGUGGCCUCUCCAGUGAGCAGCGGACACUGCUGGGAAGUGGUGGAAGCCACCCUAAAUGGCUGAAGUCCCCAGCAGAGAACAAGGCCGAGGAGAACCGCUAUGUGGUCCGGCUGAGUGAGAGCAACCUGGUCAUCUGAGGGGCUGUCUCAUCUGAGGAUACUGCAGCCUUGCCCUGGGAGGUUCCGAAGGCUUCCUGGAGGAGGUAGAGCUGCAGCUGAGCUAGUGAGGAUCCAGAAUGGCCCAGCAGACAGAACAGCCAAGGCCAAGGCCUGGAGGUGGGAGCGUCCACCCCAGUGAGGAGGCAGGCCAGCCAGCGUGCCGGCGGGUGCUGUGUGCAGGAGCAGGUUGAGAGCCCCUCCCGUCCCUGCCGCCCAUUUCCUUCCCUGCAGGAUGUCCCUGAUGCCGUGCCCUGCCCUGGCUGGAUCCUAGGAGCCCACAGGGUCCUCUGCACCGCCAGGUGGCUAGGCCUCAGUGGUGGGGAGGGGCCCUCUACCUGGCACCCCUGGCCCCACGCCUUAGUGAUGAGCCACUCCUUGCUUCUGUAGAGGGGACCUCCCCCUCCUUCCUGAGAGGUCCUGCAAAGGGAGGGGUCAACAAAAAGCCAUGAGCUAGGAACCGAGUUCCUGGGCAAGCCCCUGGCCAUUACUGGGUCCCAAUUCUUCUGACUGUGAAGUGGGGAGAGAGUGGCGUCUCGGUGCCCAGGGCCUUCCUGCAUCUUGCAGGCUCUGGGCUGGGUCGUGUAGAUGGAGCACUUGGCCCCUUGCCACCCCUCCCACUAGUUUUACCUGGCCCCGUUUUUUGCUGCUUCAGGGCCACCACCUUCAAGGCUCCCAAGGGGCUGCCCAUCCAUGGUUCUGCCUACAGAAGGGGCAUAAUGCACGUGCCUGCCCCUGACCCUGCUGUUUUUAUUGAAAUUGAAAAAACAGGCUUGACCUGGGCGGGGCUGUGGUACAGAGCCCCAACCUGCCCAGCCACCCACAAGAUCUCAGGCGCUUUGGAGGGUAAGGGGUGAGGCCUCUGGCCUCGGUGGUUUCUGUGUCCCUGUGGUACUGGUGUGUCCGUCCCCUGGCCUGGGCAGUGCGGGCGACUGCCCAGCCCGCGUCUCCACUCUGGCUCAGCAACCUCGUUAUUUAUGUGGGGCUGUGCAGGCAUGGGCCCACUGCUGUCCCCGUUUCUCUUAUUUAUUGAAACUUUGCUGUUGUCCCACCCUUGUGUCUCUACAUCAUCCAUUUGUUGAAUAAAAGGUGGGAAAGUAGU
Messenger RNA from Delphinapterus leucas (beluga whale), 4270 nucleotides. The record is from RefSeq and is a predicted model, not a curated record. NCBI's taxonomy places the organism in Eukaryota, Metazoa, Chordata, Mammalia, Artiodactyla, Monodontidae.